AUGGCAGAGAGACGAGGGUGGCCUGCAGCCGUGUCGCUGCAAGGACUGCUCUAUGUGUGCGGCGGCAGAGAUGAGCAACGAGAGCCGCUGAGCAGUGUCGAGAGGCUGAAUCAUCCACCCAGCAUCUGGCUUCCGCUUCCGCCGCUCUCUAGCCAGCGGGCAGGUGCGUCAGCUGCAGCGUGUGGUGGCAGGCUCUAUGUGUGUGGAGGAGCAUUCGGUGCCCAGAUGCUAAACUCGGUCGAGAGAUACGAUCCGAAGGUUGGCACCUGGGAAACCUUGGCACCGAUGUUGAAGCGUCGUGCCUAUGUUGCGGCGGCUGGCAUUGCUGGCCGAAUUCAUGUUUUUGGUGGCAGUGAUGGCGGACAGGCACAUGGUUUCUCGCGAAAUCUAGGAAUGGAAGAAGAAAACCAAAUUUGUGCCUACUGCAGUCAGAGGAAGAUUUCUUAG
Molecule: messenger RNA, 447 nt
Organism: Symbiodinium natans
Lineage: Eukaryota; Dinophyceae; Suessiales; Symbiodiniaceae
Source: the annotation of a GenBank genome assembly